AUGGUCAACUCUCUUUUGAAUGUGGAUGAUAGAAGUUGGGAUGUCUCUCUUGUGCAAGAUAUGUUUAAUGUCAGGGAUGCGAAUCUUAUUCUGGGAAUUCCCCUCAGUUUCUCUGCUACUAAUGAUCAUUGGGCCUGGGUUGGUGAGAAAUCAGGCCAUUACUCUGUCAAAUCAGCCUACAAUCUGUUGCAAAAUCAGAAGAACAGUCGUUCUGGGGAAAACAAUUCAGGCUUUUGGCGUAAACUGUGGCAUCUCAAAAUACCUCCUAAAGUGAAGAACUUUAUGUGGCGAGCAGUCUCUAAUGUCUUCCUACCUGUCUUCAGCUCAUCUCUAAGGGGUUGCUGGCAAAAGGCUGAUAUUGUUACCCAUGCUAACUUUGUUGGAACUAUCGAACACUUUCUUUAUGAUGUGUUCCAUGGCUUUGAUGAAGACAUCUCUUGCCGUGUUGUGAUGCUAUGUUGGUCGAUUUGGAAGGCAAGAAAUUCUUUAGUUUGGGACAAGAAAGCUUCUUCCCCUUCUCAUGUUGUCUCUUCAGCGUGGACUACUCUUGAUCACUGGUUAAAUGCUCAAGAUAAAACAAGUUUGUUAUCCUCUUCUUUGAUAGGAGAUGGAAACAACUUUGAGCACUGGACUAAACCUGCUUAUAAUACGAUCAAGAUCAAUGUUGAUGGGGCCAUCUUCGAGAAAGACAAUGCAUAUGGAUUCGGUAUUGUAGCUUGUGAUUCAGAAGGCAGGAUCAUUGACUUUGUGGCCAAGUACUAUCAUGGCUCGUACUCGCCUGAGGCUGUUGAGGCCUUGGGGGUCAAGGAAGCACUCAGUUGGCUCAAAGAUAAAGGUUGGAAUAUGGUAGAGGUGGAAACUGAUAGUCUACUCACUGUCCAAGCAGUCUCUAGUAAUCAACAAAUGUCUUCUGUCUUUGGUCUGAUUGCUCAUGAUUGUAAAAUUCUCUUAUCCUCUCUACCUAAUGUUAGUUUUUGUUUUGUUAGACGAUCAGUAAACAAAAUUGUCCACUUCGUAGCUAGGCGCUCUUGUUUCUAUUCUGAUCGUAACAUUCAUGAUGUUGAUAUUCUGACAGACUUUUCUGCCACUUUGUAA
Molecule: messenger RNA, 1095 nt
Organism: Cannabis sativa
Lineage: Eukaryota; Viridiplantae; Streptophyta; Magnoliopsida; Rosales; Cannabaceae
Exons: 2
Coding region: 1-1095 (364 amino acids)
Molecular function (GO): RNA-DNA hybrid ribonuclease activity; nucleic acid binding
Source: RefSeq, a predicted model, not a curated record